This is a messenger RNA of Malus domestica (apple), 1999 nucleotides long. Its product is annotated as putative UDP-glucose glucosyltransferase. Gene Ontology annotation, molecular function: quercetin 3-O-glucosyltransferase activity; quercetin 7-O-glucosyltransferase activity. Lineage: Eukaryota; Viridiplantae; Streptophyta; Magnoliopsida; Rosales; Rosaceae. The record is from RefSeq and is a predicted model, not a curated record.
GCUGCUGCAAUAGCAGACUGACAUAGCCGACAUUCCCUUCUGAAUUUCUGUGCAAUCAUCACCAUUCUCUGAAUCCAAAAUCCUUCCAAAACAAUCAUACAAAACAUCAACUUUAUAAAACACUAUCAUGGCCUCAGAGCUUAGUUCUUGAUCACUGAAAUCUGGGCGUUUUGUGGAAUCUGUUUUUGGGGUUGUUCAGGUAAAGGCUGAAACCCUAAGUGUCAAUACAAGUCGAAGAGGAAAGGAUCUGGGGGUGGCGACCUCAAAGCUCCAAUCUUUGAUGGAGAACACUACGAAUACUGGAGGAUUCGGAUGACAACCAUCUUCAAGUAUGCGAGGAGGAAAAACUAAGCAAGAAAAUGGGAACUGAAAUUAUUCCCGCUCAUAUGGUUCUUGUGUGUUUCCCAGGACAGGGACACAUAAACCCUAUGCUCAGAUUAGGCAAACGCCUAGCUGCAAAGGGGUUUUUAGUCAGCUUCUCCACCACUGAAAACUUUGGCAAAGAGAUGAGAGCAGCCAACAGUGGCAUCAGUGAUGAACCCACACCUGUCGGCGAUGGUUUUAUCAGGUUUGAGUUUUUUGACGAUGGUCUUCCAGAACAGGACCCUAAACGCACGGACUUGGACUACUAUAUGCCACAGCUUGAACUUGUGGGCAAGGAUUUGGUAACCCAGAUGAUCAAACGGCAUGCCAAUGAAGGUCGUCCAGUUUCAUGCCUUGUGAACAACCCAUUCAUUCCAUGGGUUUGUGACAUUGGCACUGAGCUUGGGAUCCCUCGUGCCACGCUUUGGGUUCAGUCGUGUGCUGUGUUCUCGGCUUAUUACCAUUAUCACAGCAAGGCAGUGUGGUUUCCGACCGAAACCGAGCCAAAUUUGGAUGUUCAGCUGCCCGGUAUGCCAAUUUUGAAGCACGAUGAGAUACCCAGCUUCUUGCACCCUUUCGACCGAUUCCAGGUUUUGGGGAGGGCGAUUUUAGGCCAGUUCAAGAAGUUAUCAAAAUCAAUAUAUGUGUUGAUAGACACGUUCCAAGAGCUCGAGCCUGAGGUCAUCGAGCACAUGUCCCAGUUCUGCAUAGUGAAGCCUGUUGACCCCUUAUUCAAGAACCCAAAACCUCCCAAAACAACCAUAAGUGGAGACCUAAUGAAAGCUGAUGAUUGUCUUGAGUGGCUCGAUUCCAAGCCUCCAACAUCUGUUGUAUACAUCUCUUUUGGUAGUAUUGUGUACUUAAAGCAAGAGCAAGUUGAUGAGAUUGCUCAUGGAUUAUUGAGCUCUGGGGUCUCAUUUUUAUGGGUUAUGAAGCCACCCAUCAAAGAGUGUGGAUUCGAAGAACAUGUUUUACCUGAUAAAUUCUUAGAAAAAGUUGGAGAUAAAGGAAAAGUGGUGAAAUGGAGUCCACAAGAACAGGUUUUAGCUCACCCAUCUAUCGCAUGUUUUGUAACUCACUGUGGCUGGAACUCUUCAGUUGAAGCAAACACUUCAGGCGUGCCAGUUGUGACAUUUCCCCAGUGGGGUGACCAAGUCACCAAUGCAAAGUUCUUAGUGGAUGUGUUUGGUGUAGGGCUUAGAUUGAGCCGUGGGGCGGCUGAGAAUAGAUUGAGCAUGAGAGACGAGAUAGGGAAGUGUUUGUUGGAGGCAACAGUUGGACACAAGGCAAUAGAAUUGAAGCAAAACGCAUUGAAAUGGAAGCUGGCAGCGGAAUCGGCGGUGGCUGAGGGCGGCUCCUCCGACCAGAAUCUUCAAGAUUUUCUGGAUGAGAUUAGCAAUAGAAUUGAAGCGAAACGCAUUGAAAUGGAAGAAGGCAGCGGAAGCGGCGGUGGCUGAGGGCGGCUCCUCCGACCAGAAUCUUCAAGAUUUUCUGGAUGAGAUUAUCUUCCGCUCCUUUAAAUUGGACUUCAGUUAAUUGCUGUCAUUGGGAAGGCAUCACCUGCGAUCACUAUGGUUGGAUCACCCGUUUGAGCUUACCGGCAAAAGGCCUCGAAGGAGGUAUGUUUCCCUCAUCA